UUAAUCCCUAAGUGUUGCCCCCAAAACAACUCAAGUACACCUUGAAUUUUCUUGAUGGGGUCUCACCCAGAACUCGCCGCUCGUGCUCUCCACACUGAUCUUCCAGUCAUGGUUAAGAUACGGGAGUUGAGCAAGGGUACCAAAGAUCUAAUGCCGCUGGGUCAGGGGGCUGUCUAUUGGCAACCACCCGACCAGGCUCUGGAGAAGGUUAAAGAGAAGGCAUGGGAGCCUUCAACAAGCCAGUACGGGACUCACGAAGGUCUCGCAGAGCUUAGGGAGGCAUUGAUAAAGAAGUUGCGGCAUGAGAAUGAAUUGCACAAGUCUUCAAUCAUGGUAACAGCAGGUUCAAAUCAGGGAUUUUUGAAUCUUGUGCUUACAUUAUGUGAUGUGAAGGAUUCUGUGGUACUGUUUGCACCAUACUUCUUCAAUGCAUACAUGUCCUUCCAGAUGACCGGCAUCACCGACAUAUUGAUCGGUACCAGCGAUCCCGAGACGCUUCUACCGGAUGCAGACUGGUUAGAAAGAGUUCUUUCAGAAACUAAACCAGCUCCAAAGCUGGUUUCCAUCACAAAUCCUGGAAAUCCAACAGGAACUUGCAUCCCAGACCCUCUCCUCAAGAGAAUUUCGGAAAUCUGCAGAAGGGCAGGCACUUGGCUGGUGGUAGACAAUGCAUAUGAAUACUUUACAUACGAUGGUUUGAAGCAUUCUUGUGUGGAAGGAAACCAUGUCGUGAAUCUCUUUUCUUUCUCGAAAGCAUAUGGGAUGAUGGGAUGGCGAGUUGGAUAUAUAGCUUAUCCAUCGGAAGCGCAGAGUCUCCGAACGCAGCUCCUCAAGGUUCAGGACAAUGUAGCAAUCUGUGCUUCAAUGAUUUCACAGUCCACGGCUCUGGGCUGCUUGGAAGCUGGGCGUGAGUGGGUGAGAAACCAAGUGAAAAGCCUUGUGAGAAACAGAGAGCUUCUUCUGGAGGCUCUGUCACCUAUAGGACAGGAUGCAGUGAAAGGAGGGGGAGGAGCGAUCUACAUAUGGGCAAAGCUGCCUGAGAAAUACCAAGAUGACUUUGCGGUUGUGUGCUGGCUUGCGAAGAGGCAUGGGGUGGUGCUUCUUCCUGGGAGUGCUUGUGGUUUGGCAGGGUGUGUUCGGGUCACGUAUGGAGCGAUUAGAGAGGCGGAAUGUGAAGUUGCUGCGAAGAGACUGAGGGCCGGGUUGGAGGAACUUAUGAGAGAUGGCAUGGUGGAGUGACUCCUCUCACCAUGUCACUGAAAAUGGCUGGUUCUUCUGGGAUUUUACAAUAUGCUAGACCCCGGACGUUUGUUUGUAAUUCAAGACAAUGGGUUAUAAAAGAGCCUUUAGUUCUCUACUUCCCAUGGAACCUACCAGUGAGGGCAAAGGCAUUCCAUAUCUAGCGGGUGUGAGUGAAUACUAAAAAAUUGAUAAAACCGAUCCAAUCCAAUUAAAAUUGAUCAAA
This is a messenger RNA of Vitis riparia (riverbank grape), 1465 nucleotides long. RefSeq names its product aromatic aminotransferase ISS1-like. The record is from RefSeq and is a predicted model, not a curated record. Gene Ontology annotation, molecular function: catalytic activity; pyridoxal phosphate binding. Gene Ontology annotation, biological process: biosynthetic process. Lineage: Eukaryota; Viridiplantae; Streptophyta; Magnoliopsida; Vitales; Vitaceae. Bases 55 to 1239 code for a protein of 394 amino acids. The transcript has 9 exons.